Messenger RNA from Fusarium sp. VM40, 1542 nucleotides. The record is from the annotation of a GenBank genome assembly. NCBI's taxonomy places the organism in Eukaryota, Fungi, Ascomycota, Sordariomycetes, Hypocreales, Nectriaceae.
AUGGCGGUAUCAGACCCCGCGUCGCAGCCUUCAACUGCACCAAAACUACCCCUCGAUGUCCUCUACAACAUCGGCCUUAUCCUGGCCGAGACGCCUCUUGAGGAGGCAAAGGCAUUCGUGGACAGCGACUACCAACCAUAUUUGAUGCCAGGGCAAACAUGGGACGGCGUUGGGACCAAUCCGUUGCACAAAUUCACUUAUCUCUCCAAAACAACCAAAGCCCUUCUGGAGCCUCUGCUUUAUCGACAUCUCAUACUCUACAGGGCCCAAGAUGUCACAAACUUCUUCAUCACUCUCGUCAAGAGACCGGAGAUCCGUCAGCAUGUUCAGGAUAUAUCUGCUUUCCCUGAUAUGACGGGCCCUAUGGCCCGGAAGCUGUAUUUGCCCGCUUGUAAGAAGAUCUGGGCCGCGCGAUGUCUAUCUGACAAGCCAGCCUUGAUGCGUCUUCUCGACAGGGCUGGUCUUCAAAAGCUUGCUUGGUCGGCCUGUAUGUUGGAAAGGACAAAACAGCGAUUCAUGUUUUCUCCUGAUUUCAAGCACGACGGUAUUCUAGAGCUCAUGUUUGCUGGCAUUCUCUUCUUGACGCCAAAUGUCACGGAAUUUCGCUGGCGGGAUCAGAAUACCAACCCAAAGGCCUUCAUACUGGAUCGUAUUAUGAGCGAAACCGUCGAUGCAGGCGUUCCUCUCAUGCCAAAGUUGAAGGUCCUGAACACUGAAAAGGCGGCGUUCGAAUUCAGCAAACAAGCUCAGUUCUUCACCCCUCACAUCGGUCUGUGGGACAAUCUACAUACACUACAUCUUAACGACAUAGACCUGGAUGUGGAGUUCAUAGAGAUGCUUGCCGCGGGUGAGUUCAAAGAAAACCUCCCGGUCAAAGAGCUAUAUAUCUCCUGUGUAUCAGGCUCGGAGGUCCCAUUUAGCCUGCGUUCAUUCCCGCCGGAUUUCGAGUUUUCGUCAACUCUGCUCCUGAAUGACGAAGAACCUGAUCUAGACAAGGCGAAAUUUCAGGCCUUCCCCAACCUGACCUUGCUAGACGUUUGUUUUGUCCAUCACGUUCAACGCCUCCGUACUGGGUCGCCCACCUUGAGGUCAUUCCUCCAUGCCGUUGGCUGUCCAGAGCGUAUAUAUCUUACAGGCCAUACCCUCCCGAUAAAUGCGUUUCGUACGGGCGUUAUACACUCGAAGCUCAAGUAUCUCAAGGUUCGCGAGUUCCAGCCAGAUUCUCCAGCGAGGACGGCCGAACGGGAUGUCCUUGUUGCGGGUGUAAAUACAUUCUGGCAAGAACAAUGCCAAUUCAUACCGAACCUGUGCGAGAUCGACUGGGAUCAUUACAAGUUCAAGAGAGAGGAUCUAGAGGGUGAGGAAAGGGCUGUUUGGGGGGUUGUUGGGGAGGACGAGUGGGAAGAUGAGUCCGGGGAUGGCUCAGAUGAUGAUGAUUUUAUUAUUGAAGAGGACGAAGACGACCUUUACUUUAUGGAGACCGAGCAGGGCCCGUGGGAUCAUGACCCGCAGGGUAUUAUGAGUCAUUACUUCGACGACUAA